This is a messenger RNA of Neltuma alba, 550 nucleotides long. RefSeq names its product agamous-like MADS-box protein AGL21. The transcript has 5 exons. Gene Ontology annotation, biological process: positive regulation of transcription by RNA polymerase II. The record is from RefSeq and is a predicted model, not a curated record. The coding region runs from base 119 to 550 and encodes 143 amino acids. Lineage: Eukaryota; Viridiplantae; Streptophyta; Magnoliopsida; Fabales; Fabaceae. Gene Ontology annotation, cellular component: nucleus. Gene Ontology annotation, molecular function: protein dimerization activity; RNA polymerase II transcription regulatory region sequence-specific DNA binding; DNA-binding transcription factor activity.
UCUUCUUCUCCUUCAUCUUCAUCCUCACCGUCUUCUUCUUCUGGUUUUCUUUCUGCAGAAGCCCAAAUUGUUCUUUUGGUUGAUCUGGAAGGUGAAGGUGUUAAGAAGCCCUAGAAGAAUGGGGAGAGGGAAGAUUGCGAUAAAGAGGAUUGACAAUUCAACAAACAGGCAAGUCACUUUCUCAAAGAGACGAAGUGGUUUGCUCAAGAAAGCCAAGGAGCUUGCCAUCCUUUGUGACGCACAAGUUGGGGUCAUCGUCUUCUCCAGCACCGGCAAGCUCUAUGAAUAUGGAAGCUCCAGCAUGAAGUCAACUAUUGACCGCUACAAUAAACAAAAAGAUCAGGAACACCACCCGCUUAUGAAUCCAGCUUCAGAAGCCAAGUUUUGGCAGAGAGAAGCAACGGUCUUGAGACAACAGCUGCAACACUUGCAGGAAUUGCACAGGCAAUUCAUGGGUGAACAACUUUCUGGUUUGGGAAUUAACGAAUUGAAAAAUUUGGAAAAUCAACUGGAGAUGAGUUUGAAAAAUGUCCAGAUCAAGAAGGUAUGA